AUGUCUUCUGCCAAGCUUCUUGUUUACGCCUCUCUGGCUGCCACGGUCUUUUCCGCUGCGCUGCCUUCCUCGAACGGAACUUCCAUCGGAGCCGUCAAGGACUUCCCGGAAUGUACCACGCUGAACCAGAGGAAGUCUUGGGCCGCCAUGACUGACGUCGAGAAAAAGGCUUACAUCGACGCCGAGGUCUGCCUAAUGGGCAAAGCGCCAAAGCUUGGCGUCGCUGGAUCUCAGAAUCUCUGGGACGACAUGAUGUACGCUCAUAUCUACCAGGCCAAUGUCAUUCACAACGACGGGCCUUUCUUGCCUUGGCACAGGCUCUACAUGCGUGUUCACGAGGUUUACCUGCAGACCGAGUGUGGUUACGAAGGCGGCCAGCCGUACUGGAACGAGCUGGAGGACGCUGAAGCCGGAUUCUUGAACCAGUCCACGGUUUUCGAUGCCGAGACCGGCUUCGGAAGCUUCAAGAAUGGCAAGGACGGCUGUGUUGCUGACGGUCCCUUCGUCAACUUGACAAUGCAUCUGAACCAGACCAGCAGCGACGCCAACUUCUGCCUCACUCGCGACCUGGACCAAGACAGCUUCUACCAGGCCAACUCAACCUACGUCAACGAAUGCAUGGAGUUCGACACCUACGAGGACUCCUGGAACUGUUGGGGCACUGCACCCCAUCUUGCCGGCCACAUGGGAGUCGGCGGCACCAUGCUCGACGUCGUUUCCAGCCCAGGUGACCCGUUGUUCUUCCUCCACCACACCAACCUCGAUCGCCUCUGGUGGAACUGGCAGUCCGUCAACCUUACUGCCCGCCUGAACGACAUCGGAGGUCCCGUCGUGGCUUCCGACGCGUUCCUGCAGAUGUCCAACCUUGACUACCCCGGUGCCGAUCUCCUGGACUACAACGGCGAGAAUGGCGGCAAUGUAACUACCAUGGCCCACAAUCUUUGGACUUCUGGUCUGCUGCCGAAUGUCACCAUUGCGGAUCUCAUGGAUGUCCGCGGUCCCAUCAGCUGCGCCAUCUACGUCUAG
Molecule: messenger RNA, 1026 nt
Organism: Colletotrichum karsti
Lineage: Eukaryota; Fungi; Ascomycota; Sordariomycetes; Glomerellales; Glomerellaceae
Exons: 4
Coding region: 1-1026 (341 amino acids)
Molecular function (GO): oxidoreductase activity
Source: RefSeq, a predicted model, not a curated record